This is a messenger RNA of Colletotrichum godetiae, 2282 nucleotides long. RefSeq lists its product as uncharacterized. The record is from RefSeq and is a predicted model, not a curated record. Bases 342 to 2282 code for a protein of 646 amino acids. Lineage: Eukaryota; Fungi; Ascomycota; Sordariomycetes; Glomerellales; Glomerellaceae. Gene Ontology annotation, cellular component: membrane. Gene Ontology annotation, molecular function: transmembrane transporter activity. Gene Ontology annotation, biological process: transmembrane transport. The transcript has 3 exons.
GACCGCCCUAGCUUUCCACCUUCGCGGUGUCAUUAGAGGUGAAGCUCGACGGAGAAGUCUCCGAUUACGUCGUUGUACAUAGCUAUCUUCAAUUUCUCAUUUCUUGGCGAGUGUCUGGAUACAUAAGGAGCCAAGCUGUCCCAAGCCGGGAGGCUACCUUGGCUGUCUUGGGAAUCAAAUCCAUCCACCUAUUUCUCCUACAGUUUCUAAUUCGCACCCCUUUGCCAGGACGUUUCUCCCUCGUGACAGUGUCCCGACUUCCCUUGGCUUCAUCCCCCAAACGUACCGGCAUACGACUAUCUUCUCUGCCAGGCUGAGGCUCAAUUGUCGUCGCCAUCAAAAUGGCUUCGGAUCCGAAGCGAGAAAGAAUUGGCGACCAGUCAUCGUCAGACCAUGCCGAGACCGAUUAUGCUCACAUGGACCACCCGGGACGGCAGUCCGAGGCCACAGCGGUGGACGAGGAAGAGAGAAAGCGCCUAGAGGCUUCCCGCAAGCUGGAGAACCCUCUUGCUGGCUUCACACCCGAACAGUUGAGUCAAAAAGGCGAGGACUACUGUCGAGAACAUGGUAUCAUCUCAGAAGAAGACAUUCGAGCUUUCCGCCUUGGCGCCAUGAUCUCCGGCAAUAUGAACAAGUACGACAGCAUGACCGAGAUCACUGCGGAUGAACGCGCAGUGCUUGACGGCGAGGCUACUCACAAGUGGCGGAACCCGAAGAUGCUUUAUGGUGUUGUUGCCGAGACUGACCCUCCCCAAGUUUGUUCAUUCUGCGCUGUCGUCCAGGGUAUGGACGAGACCGUUGUCAAUGGCGCCCAGUCCUUCUACAAGAAGCAGUUUGGCAUUGGAGGAGAGACUGAGCGAGACACCUGGCUCCUUGGUCUGACAAAUUCUGCUCCCUAUCUCUGCUGUGCCAUCAUCGGUUGCUGGCUUACAGAGCCUAUGAACAAACGGUUCGGUCGCCGUGGCACCGUCUUCAUUUCUUGUCUCAUCUCUGCUCUAGCCUGUUUCUGGCAGGCUUUUACCAACACUUGGUGGCACAUGUUCAUCGCCCGUUUCUUCCUUGGCUUUGGCAUCGGCCCCAAGUCUGCCACCACCCCCAUCUUCGCCGCCGAAUGUGCGCCCCCUCGCCUUCGUGGCGCCCUAGUCAUGCAGUGGCAACUCUGGACGGCCUUUGGCAUCAUGAUGGGCUACGUUGCCGACUUGGCUUUCUACUACGUGCCUGACAAGGGUGGUAUUGUCGGCCUCAACUGGAGGCUGAUGAUGGGUAGUGCCAUGCUGCCUGCUGUCUCUGUAUGCGCAUGCUGCUACAUGUGCCCCGAGUCUCCUCGAUGGUACUUGACCAAGAACCGCCACUCCGACGCCUACAAGUCCAUGUGCCAGCUACGCUUCAAGAAGGUACAGGCUGCUCGCGACCUCUUCUAUGCCAACGCCCUCCUACAGGCGGAGAAGGAGACACAAGGCAUCGGUAAACAGAACCGUUUGCUAGAGUUUAUUACGGUGCGCCGUAAUAGAAACGGUAUGAUUGCGUCGCAAAUUGUUAUGUUUAUGCAACAAUUUUGCGGCGUGAAUGUCAUCGCUUAUUACAGCUCCGAGAUUUUCCUGGCGGCGGAGUUUAGCGAAGUGAGCGCCUUGGCGGCGUCCCUUGGCUUUGGCAUCAUCAACUUCGCUCUCCCGGCUUUCUAUACGAUCGAUACUUUCGGACGGCGCAACUUACUCCUGACAACCUUCCCGUUGAUGGCCAUCUGUCUCUUUUUUACUGGCUUCUCGUUCUACAUACCUACAAACCCCGCCAAGAUCGCUUGCAUCGCCCUUGGCAUCUAUCUCUUUGGCAUGGUCUACUCUCCCGGCGAGGGACCAGUACCUUUCACCUACUCAGCCGAGGCUUAUCCGCUGUACAUUCGCCCCAUUGGCAUGUCUCUGGCGACGGCUACGACGUGGUUCUUUAACUUCAUCCUUGCCGUCACCUGGCCCUCUCUCCAGAAAGCCUUUACACCGACGGGCGCCUUUGGAUGGUAUGGCGCCUGGAACAUUGUCGGCUUCUUCCUGGUGUUGUUUUUUCUCCCGGAGACUAAGGAGAAGACACUGGAGGAGCUGGACGCCGUUUUCAGCGUUCCUUUGCGAACAUUUGCACGGUACGGGCUCGCGCAGUUCUUCUACUUUUGGAGGAGAUACAUCUUCAGGCAGGAUAUCAGCCCGCCUGCUGUGCCGCAUGCUGGAGGAGUUGAUUAUCAUCGGGAUUCAUUUAAGCAGGAGAAGCAGCAUAACCCGACUGCCCGUGUUUAA